AUGAAGAUGGGAUUAAAAAGAGAAUUUUUUCAUGAGAAGAAGAUACAGAAGUUACGUGUGUUGCUGGGUUUAAGGUGCUGGAUCGAAGCUAGAGCAGGUGGUCUUCAUGGAAAAAACGAUGAGUUUGUGGUUGCUGUGGUAACACAGGCGUUGUUGGUGAUUGAUGGAGUUACUGUCAGGGUCCAGGGAAGUUGUUGGUGUGGUUUGAACCCAAAGAAGUUGUUGCUGAGUGCUGUUGAUCCGAGAACUGUUACAGGGGAACAGAAGUGUGACAAAAGAAUGUCACAGUUAAGUGUUACUGAUGAAUUGCUACAGAAGCUUAGCAAAUCAUCUCGGUCACAGCUUGACACAAUUACGAGAAAUGCAGACAUGAACAAAGAGCUAGAAACUCGUAGGAGGUCUGGAAUUUUCUCAAAUCAAAACAAAGAGAAAUGCUGGAUUGAUAGUUCUGGCCGCAACUGCUUCAUGCUGUUCCCAAGGAGUUUGAAUAUCACUUGGGGGAACGACACUAAUUACUGGACAUGGCUUUCAACUAUAGAGCCAUCAGCAAGUGAUGCUGUGGAGAUUGAAGUGUCUGAACUUGUUAGGGUGUGCUGGUUGAAUGUGCAUGGGAAACUAGACACGUCAAAACUAAGUCCUGGAGUAAAUUAUGAGAUUGUAUUUGUCGUGAUGUUUCAAAAGACGAGUUACGGAUGGGACGUACCUGUGAAUCUUUGGCUAGAACUCUCAGAUGGACAAAGACUAGUCCAGAAUGUGAACUUGGAAAGCAUGCCUAAAUCACAAUGGGUCGAGAUUUACGUUGGAGAAUUCGAAACACCACAACAUCCUGGUGAUCAACAAAAAGAAAUCAAUUUUAGGCUGUUUGAAGAGGAAGUUUUGGACUGGAAAAAAGGACUUGUCGUCGAAGGAGCCAUUGUUCGACCUAAGAAAUAAAUAUAAGGCUG
Messenger RNA from Papaver somniferum (opium poppy), 944 nucleotides. Its product is annotated as lectin-like. NCBI's taxonomy places the organism in Eukaryota, Viridiplantae, Streptophyta, Magnoliopsida, Ranunculales, Papaveraceae. The coding region runs from base 1 to 933 and encodes 310 amino acids. The record is from RefSeq and is a predicted model, not a curated record. The transcript has 6 exons.